This is a messenger RNA of Oryza sativa Japonica Group (Japanese rice), 1522 nucleotides long. RefSeq names its product deoxymugineic acid synthase 1. Gene Ontology annotation, molecular function: aldose reductase (NADPH) activity. Gene Ontology annotation, cellular component: cytosol. NCBI's taxonomy places the organism in Eukaryota, Viridiplantae, Streptophyta, Magnoliopsida, Poales, Poaceae. The record is from RefSeq and is a predicted model, not a curated record.
UACUAGUACUACUCAGCACGAUUUAGAAAGAGUCUUUAUAAUUAACAUCCGAAUAGACAACGAAUCCACUCUCAGCGACCACAAACCCAAUCCCAAGAACCCGUUCGAUCGAUGGCUGCUUCCGACGUGCACCACGGCGGCGCCACGCCGGCGGCGGCGGCGACCGCCGUGCCGUGCGUCACGCUCAACUCGGGCCACGCGAUGCCGGUGCUGGGCUUCGGCACCGGCUCGUCGACCCCGCCGGCCGACCUGGCGGCGACCAUCGCGCACGCCGUGCGCCUCGGCUACCGCCACCUCGACACCGCGGCGGUGUACGGCACCGAGGGCGCGGUCGGCGCCGCCGUCGCCGAGGCCGUGCGCUGCGGCGCCGUGGCGUCCCGCGGCGAGCUGUUCGUCACCACCAAGCUCUCCAUGGCCGACGCGCACCCGCCGCGCGUGGUCGCCGCGCUCCGGGAGUCGCUGUCCCGGCUCGGCCUCGACUACGUCGACCUCUUCCUCAUCCACUGGCCCGUCGCCAUCGGCAAGAAGGACGCCGCCGGCGAGCUGACGUGGGACGACCUGAGCCGCGGCCUGGUGCCGUUCGACAUGGAGGGCGUGUGGCGCGGCAUGGAGGAGUGCCACCGGCUGGGCCUCGCGAGGUCCAUCGGCGUCAGCAACUUCUCCGCCGCCAAGAUGUCGCGGCUGCUCGCGCUCGCCGCCGUGCCGCCGGCGGUGAACCAGGUGGAGAUGAACGUCGGGUGGCGGCAGGAGAAGGUGCGGGAGGUGUGUGGCGAGGGCGGCGUCGUCGUCGCCGCCUACUCGCCGCUCGGCGCGCACGGCGCGCACUGGGGCUCCGACGCCGUCAUGAACAGCGGCGUGCUGCACGACGUCGCCGCCGCGAGAUGCAAGACGAUCGCUCAGGUGGCGUUAAGGUGGCUGUACGAGCAAGGCGUGUGCAUGGUGGCGAGGAGCUUCAACGAGGGCCGGAUGAAGCAGAACAUGGACAUCUUCGACUGGGAGCUCAGCGACCAAGACAAGGCGAUGAUCGCCGGCGUGCCGCAGCGGCGAGCCUGCCAUGGAAACUACUUCGUCUCGCCGGACGGCCCGUACAAGUCCCUCCACGACCUCUGGGACGGCGAGAUCUGACGACGGCAACGACUAGAUCUCUAUUCGCAUCAUUGUGCUGGUCAAAAUACUGUCUUGUGUUUAUAUGGAUCAUCGAUGCUAGGUCAUUCCCAACUCAAUAAUUAUGAUGGUGUCUAUAGCAUUAAAUAAGCUGCCACCUAGGAUAAAAAAUGAUGUGGCAAGUGGAUAAAUAAGAAAAGAGAAGGAAACCAUGUCUUGCAUGAGACAUCCAAGACAUUAUGUGAGAUAAGUAGUAUUAAAUUUAAGUAUGAAAUAGUGGUGUUUGCAUUGGAAGAGUAGUGUCUAGUACAUGAUGUGAAGUUUAUAGAAACUACGUAUAGUGUCUUGAGUUAAAAAUGGCCUUAUUAUUAAUAAAGACCGCCAUAAAUUUUUUAUAAACAUACGAGUACCUAUCUUA